AUGCGACAGCUCGGCGAGUUCAUUGUCGUUCUACUGAUCGCGGCAAAUGACGCAGCAGCGCCGCGACGCGAUAAGCGACAAAUUGGGCAAUGCCAAUGUGCACAACCGUAUGUAGCAAUGCAAUCCGCUUGCGCUUCACCAUAUCAAAGUCUGCUGUCACCGGUGCUGUCCGCUCCUGUACCCGUAGCUUAUUAUCAGUCUCAGCAGCCUGCAGCUCCACCUCCACAACAACUCGUCCCGCAACCCCUACCUAUACAGCAAGUAUCUCACCCUGCAUACCCAUACCCACCACCUCCACAGGAAGUACCCGGACCUCAUCCUGGACAACCAAUUCCUCCUCCUGAAGAACAAGGGCCACAUCCUCUUCCUCUACCUCAGGAAGGUCAACCUCUGCCACCUUACCUACAGCCCCCGCCGAUGCCACCGACAUUUCAACCAGUUACCCCGCGUGUGGACCAAUCGGUCACAGACGUAGCGACAUCACCUACUACAAGCAAUACAAGGCUAUUUGACGGGCCACAAAUCGCCUAUCCAGGUGAUUUUUGUCAAGUACCACAGACGAAUGUCUGUAUAUGUCGACGAGGUGAAGAGCCAGUAAAUGGGCAAUGCGAGAGAGUUGAGAUUCCACUGAUGACUGAGACACCUGGAGCUCCCGCCACUCUCACUCCAAUCUCUAGCACUACUCCGCUCCCACAGUCAAGCUCAACCAGUCCCACAACGACAACUACUACAUCAUCAACUACUAUACCGCUACCGUCGUCUUCUGUAUUUACGGACACUACAAGAAUGGCGAGUACUGUUGUGACUACCGUACCCACAAGCACGCCAUCGCAGCAGAUUGCGAGCACACCAGUUAUGGGCAGAGAAGAUAUACCGCUUAUCCGCAACAAAGCAGAAGAUCAGGCUGUCCUAACUGUCCUCGAUGAGCAAAGUGUCGCACGAGAUGACGACGGCAAAUCAUCCUACACAAAAACACUUAUCAUGGAAUUAGAGCCUUCCAACUCCUCGAUUUCGUGGUCCGAUUAUUCGAUAACAGAAGACGAUGCUUAUGUUUACUGUCGUGUCGGUGCUGGUGGAACGCAAAGCGAGAAUAGAGAAGACACGAUUUGGAGGGACCAAUCGCCCCAACCAACUUUUGAAGACUGGGUUAGGGCAAGUCGUGACAGCGGAUUUGCUGAGAAAAUGCUCAGCAAUGAACACACCUACUCGGAUGCGGAACGAAAUGACGAUGACGAAGAAGACGAGGACCAUGACUACUACAACUUGCUAUUCCGUAAGACUGAGACGGAGCAUGACUAUACAUAUCCAGCAUUCAAUCAGAAGGAGAAUGAGGAAAAAACGGAAGACGAAAAGAUGGCGCAGUUGAAGGCGAAAGCGGCGAGAAGAUUCCAAGCGAAGUUCCGUCGUGAUGACAGUCGUCUCAGUGUGAUUUCUGCUAGAACUGUGAUCAAUGGAGCUCGUCCCUAUCGUCCAGCAACACGAACCCCUUCGACAAUUGAACGUUCAUCCGUCGUCAGACCGAUCUACAAGAACAGAUUGGGCAAGAAAAUGUGCUGCGUCGAAUGUCGUGAUGAAGAACUCGAGCAGCUGAAUUUGCCAAAAACACACACAUACGAAAAUGUACUGGGUGUCUCGAGAGAAAACGACACAAUCGAGCUAUACGGAAGACUGUUAAUGACUGCGAUGUUGGAGUUACGCACAGCUCCGGGAGGAAUGCAACGAACUGCAGCUUUGCAGAGAAAGAUUGAGAAAAUUUUGCGAUUACACACAACGAUCGACUUGACCAAGACUAGCGACGAUUUUGAGACGGCCAUAAAACAAUUUGAACAUCUGGUCGAACGUCGUCUUCGUGCUAUCAACGACAUUUCGCCGUCUUGCUAUCAGAAAAUCGCCGACAAACUUUGCGCGACGCAGAGCGCAGCCCGACGGCAGAAAACAAUGUCCGUUCGAUUGGCUGCCAUUCGAAAAGGCAUACAGAAAGUAUUUAGAAUCUGA
This is a messenger RNA of Cylicocyclus nassatus, 1995 nucleotides long. The record is from the annotation of a GenBank genome assembly. Lineage: Eukaryota; Metazoa; Nematoda; Chromadorea; Rhabditida; Strongylidae.